Messenger RNA from Helicoverpa armigera (cotton bollworm), 1530 nucleotides. It is a transcript of the gene Ubc10, whose product is annotated as ubiquitin-conjugating enzyme E2 L3. The transcript has 4 exons. The record is from RefSeq and is a predicted model, not a curated record. Bases 213 to 677 code for a protein of 154 amino acids. Lineage: Eukaryota; Metazoa; Arthropoda; Insecta; Lepidoptera; Noctuidae.
AGUUCAAUGCACUAACAUAACGUUGCAAAAUUUUGUUGGUGUUCGUCGCAUUUUGCAGAUAAUAUUUCAGCAUUUUGCGGACAAAUCCUGCUAUAAUUUGUUUGUACCAUAUAAUUAUGGUGUUUGUGUGGAACUGUAUAUAAAAUAAAGAAGAUUUUUUGAAGAAUCAUUGUAACAAAUCUUAGGUUGGGACUUUGACAGAUUCUAAUAUAAUGGCUGCAACGAGGAGACUACAGAAGGAACUGAAUGAUAUUAGGCAAUCAGGCCUAAAGUCCUUUAGGGACAUACAAGUGGAUGAAUCCAAUAUUCUUACAUGGCAAGGAUUAAUUGUUCCUGACAAUCCUCCUUACAACAAGGGUGCUUUCCGCAUUGAGAUUAACUUCCCCGCAGAGUAUCCAUUCAAGCCUCCUAAGAUUAGUUUCAAAACAAAGAUUUAUCAUCCUAAUAUUGAUGAGAAAGGUCAAGUGUGCCUGCCAAUUAUUAGUGCUGAAAACUGGAAACCUGCCACCAAGACUGAUCAAGUUAUUCAAGCUCUAGUGGCCCUUGUCAACGACCCUGAGCCUGAACACCCAUUGCGUGCAGAACUUGCUGAGGAGUUCCUUAAAGACAGGAAGAAGUUCACAAAAAAUGCAGAGGAAUUCACUAAAAAACACAGUGAAAAGCGGCCCACAGACUAAAGUAGCUAAUUGAAUCAUUGUUGUUUAGCUUGGAUUUGCAGCAGUGGAGCUAAACUGCCCUUUUUGUAGCAAUUUCUGAGAGUAAGUUAUUAAGGAUGCAUUUAUUUUUCCAAGACAGUAUUUAUAAGAUCUUCUGAAAUAGUAGAAAUGCACUGUCGUUUAUAAAUCCAGAUCAGUUCCAUUGCUGUAGGCUCCAACUAAUUUUGCAUUUGAUUUUACACUGGUACUAGCUUUUGAAUCACCUUGCUUGCAAUGCAAACAUAAGCACUUAUAAAGAAUUAGGUAAAUAGAAAUCGGAAAAUGUAAAAUGCUAAGUGCUUUAGAGAUUUUGGUAUUAAGUUGGGUAAAUAUUUUUUUAUUUAAUUUUACAGUCAGCACUUUAAAUCACAGAAAUCUCCAAAUUUAUUUAGUCUUGCAAAGGAAUUUAUUACCUGCUUAUGUUGUUCCUGAAGGAAGGUAGCUUUUAUCUAUGUAAUGUUGUAUGUAAACUAAUGCUAUGUAAAUAAAUGAAAAACCUGUGUUAGCAGAUCCCAAGCUAAGAGUUAACCUUUUGAACAAAUUGUCCAUAAAUCAGUUGUAAUUCCAUUAUAGUGUGCUUUUUUUUUAUUUAAACAGUAUAUUAAGAAGUAUGUGUCGUGAAUUUAAUAUCAACUGAAGAUGAAGAUUCUUUAAGGGUUGCCCAACAAGAGAAAGUGAUCAUGACCUUUGAUUGCAAUACAACAUCAUAUGAUUGAUCCCCAGGACACAAGACUAUACUUAUGUUUAAUUUUACUACAUGUCAAUGUUACUUGGUAACUUACUGUGUGCUGAACAGUUCAGUGCGAACUUUAAAAAUAUAUUUUUUUCGAAUUUA